Varroa destructor (honeybee mite) is the source of this 3152-nucleotide messenger RNA. RefSeq names its product Thioredoxin-related transmembrane protein 3 (gene Tmx3). Lineage: Eukaryota; Metazoa; Arthropoda; Arachnida; Mesostigmata; Varroidae. The record is from RefSeq and is a predicted model, not a curated record. Gene Ontology annotation, cellular component: endoplasmic reticulum.
AGACAUCGGUCGGCGAUCCGGAAGCAAGGUCCCACACAGAAGCCAAUAGACAUAUUUCGUAGGGAUUUCUAGGUACUCGGAUUCCGAAAGCGAGUCGUGUCUGGGAACGUUUAGAUGGAGCAACUAGUUAUUUUGAUGUACAUAAGAGGUGAGCAACUAGGUGAGAGCGUUCAGCUACCAAGAUCGUAAGUGGAAAGAGUGAGCUGCCGCGAGCUUCGUUAGAGGUGGGUGCUCGCCCGAGGUCGGUAUCAGCGGGAGAUGCUUUCCGGUCAGAUAUUCAGAUGACUGCAAACUGCGAUUGACUGUGUGGUAGUUUAUUAUCUGCACCGAGUCGUUGGUCAUCGCUCGAAAAACAAUAUGUACUUUCACAUAGGUGUAGUUAGUGCUCUCUUAUCGGCCUCCCUUGGUCGGGUGAUUGAACUAAGCGAUAGGUUUCUAGAAAUCAAGAAUCGCGAAGUAUGGCUAAUCAAGUUUUACGCGCCGUGGUGCGGGCAUUGUAAGCAGUUGGAGCCAGUGUGGAGCCAGGUGUCUCAACGUCUUGUGGAUACGGAUAUUCGAGUAUCUCGACUCGAUUGUACCAAGUAUACAAGCAUUGCCCAACAAUUCCGGGUUUCUGGAUUCCCAACUAUAAUGUAUAUAAAUAAGGAUAAACAGGUUGAGUACCGGGGAGAGCGAACGAUUACUGAUAUUUUGGAUUUCGCGCGUCGUGUACAUGGUCCUUCCGUGCGAAAGUUAACUACAUGUGAAAAUAUGCGCAAUGUCCUACAGGCUCAGCCUGCUGUGUUCGUGUUAGCUGCGCAUCCCGAGGGGCACGUUGGAGCCGAAGAGGUUGUGAAGAACUUUUCGGAUCAUGCCGACCAUAUGCACGCGCAUAACUAUUUUAUUCAAGUUCCGCUAAGUUGCAUCGAUGAGUCGAAACGGACUAGUACAGUGUACGUUCAUAAGGAUAACAGCUUUCACGAAUUUGAUGAUUCCCGAUUUGGCACUGUGGAACAGUGGAUCCUCUCUGAACGGUUCCCGGCUUUCCAGCGAGUGACGCAUGGUAACUUCAAUCAAUUGCUCGGCACGCGGAAAUUGCUUGUUGCCGCUGUACUUGAAGAGAAUCAAAUUGGGAAACUUGAAACACUUCGAAUGGCUGAUGUUAAGGAUAUGCUUGAAGCUCUGGCUGUCAAUACACAGAACCUUUAUCAUGAAAAAUUUUUGUUCGGUUGGUUUCCAUCAACGGAUAUUCCAUACUCGAUCGCUAUGACGGAGCUGCCUCUUCCUUCAGUGAUGGUGAUUGACCCCCAUACGUACCGCUAUUUUUUGCCGGAAAACGCUGAAGAUCCCCAGGCGAUUAUCCGUCUACUCGAUGACAUUUUAAAGAAUGACCCUGAGCCUUCUAGCUAUGGUGGCAACACUUUCUUCUAUCGCAUAUACAGGUCAUACUUUGAGAUGAGGCAAAACUUGAAGAACAUGUACCGGUCAUCACCCGUCUUGACGGUCAUCAUCUUUCUCGUCCCAAUGGGUUUCUUCUCAGCUAUUGUGUACCUGACAUGUUGUGCCGACCUGUUCGAUGCGCCUGGUGACGCUGAAGAUCUCGAUGAGGACGAUGAACACGAAAAAAACGAUUAGCCCUCCCGGCACCGGUUCCCGCGUCCCGGAUCUUGUCCUGUCUUACUAAUCAUCCAUUGCCCACCAGCGUCAGAGGACGGUGGCGAACCAAACGAAUGUCAACAAAAUAUUGACAUCAGACAUUGUUCAUGUCUGCCCCGCAGAUACUUUUUGCUUAACAAUAACAACAGUAACAGCAGUAACCACAGUGCUAACGACAGUUUAGCUGCCCGGCCCAUUUUGAUGACAUUUGACUUUGAAGCCGAAUCAGUAGGGGCUUAUUAAACAUGGCUACCAGCGGUCUGGUAUCAUAAUUACAGCGAACGCCGUAGCGCAAGAGCUGUGCAAUCUAAUCCUCGUCCAGAAUACAUUUAAGGACGGAUCCAUUUAAGUAUCAACAGACGAAGAUAAGGGAUUCAAUUAGUAUUAAGUAUAUCACAUCAAUUUAUGCGAACCUGUACUUACAGACACACACAGACGUAUUUAGACACACACACAGAAGCACAGAAAAUAUAUACCGAAUAGAACCAGAACAGCCAGUUAAGAAGAAAUACAUAAGGAAGGUAUUACAAUGGUACGCAUUCUACGAUGUGCAUGUAAAGUAUUAGACAAAAUUACAUACGGUUGGGGUACACGGGAGCGAAUAAAUUAUGUGACACUUGCUAUUUUUAAUUAUGAUGUUAAUUACCAUUAAUAGCAACAGUAUCUGUAUGCUAUGGAAUAAUUUUUCACAUUAACCGGGCUAAUGUUCCACGUAGUCAAAACUUUAUUAAUUAAAUUAGUCAUGUCUAUAUGGUUACCUAACACUAAAAAUUCAUAUGUAUUUUUCCUUUGGCGGGUUGUAUGUUUCUGCCGGCCUAAUAUUUUUGUUCGGAAUUUCUUAUUCAGGAUAGCUGACUGAUUUGUUUGUUUAGCUAGAUGUUUCACGUAACUGUGUGCUUUAGCUUGUAGUUUAGAAAAAUGUAAAUUUGAGGAGCGCCACUGUUUUCCUUUGUCUAUUUGUAUGAACAUUAGUAUUUGGAUGAUCGACAAAACAGCGGAAGCGUGAAAAUAAAUAAGGCUUCGGUUUGCAUUGCUUCUUUGUUAGGGGUUGCUGCUGCUAAAUGCACCUCCUAACUGCUGUACGCCAAUCCACUACACACUAUGAAAACCCAUGAUACUGCAUAAAAGUAAUCCGGGAGCUCGUUGCGCAUGACAUAAAGUGAGAACAAUGACCGCCAGUAUUCGCCAUUAAGCGGUUGUCGCAAUGUACGUAAACGUGACGCCGUUUCUUCUGGCAUAGAGAAUAUCCUUCCCACAGACUUGCCAGCCAUAAAAUAAUAAUGAGUUGUAUAACAAGAGUUUAUUGUAUAGUAGGUCACUUCCAAUAACAUGUAAUUAUAAAGGGCACAGUUUUGCUAAUAAAAAUAAUUAGAUAAUUAUCUCUGGAGCAUGUUGAAAAGUUCUUUCGUCGCUUGCUUCGUUCAUAAUUCAACUGCAAAGGAUUGGCAUCGGGGACGAAUAACGGAGAAAUAUAUAAUAAUAAUAAAUAAUGUCUUGGUAUCAAAUUGAGAGACUAA